AUGGCACGAUCGACCCAGACGUCGCCAGGGCCUUCGUCGGCACCGCCCACACGCUCCGCACAACGUCGUGCAACCCGUCCGAUCGUCGUCACCGACACGGAAAGCUCGUGCGAUGCAGACGAAUCGUGCUCAUCCGAGGCCGGCGUCCUUGCCCAGCCUUCGGCUCGGGCUCGCCUUCCUCGUUUUACUUCUGUUCCCGACCACGACUCGGACGACGAGGUGCAAAGCACCGACGGUAUUGAAGCUGAUCUGAUGAGCGAGGACGAUGCCUACCUGGCGGACCUCGCCCAGGCAACGCAGGUAAAGGCUGACGUGCUGAGCCAGCGAUUGAAGUCUCCUGGAGAGAAUCGCGAAAAGCUCUUCGCCCAACUCCUCGACCCCGGCAAGCGCUCCGAGCUGCGGAUGAAGAAGUUCAGCGACUUCGUUCAUCCGAAUGACCGUCACACGCUUGAUGUCUCAAAGUGGGAAAGCAAGAGUUUUAUCAAGAAACGAGCUAAAAAGUUUGUCGAUCUUUACGAGCUGUAUCUCAGCGAAGUGCACAGGCCUGGCGAGCAGAACGAGCAGCUGCUCGAGGCGCUGGAACUCUACCUCGGCGAUCUCAUGGACUGCGUCGAUCAUCCAAAGGACUUGACCGGCUGGAAUCCAUUCUCGGCCCUCGCCAAUCUUAUCGCGGCCGGCGCUUUAAUCCGCUCCCCUGAAGCUGUCCAAAGCUGUUCACGUCUCACUCUGGGAGCCGACUGGAGUCUCUUGAGCGCAGCUGAUGAGGCUCGUAUGGGGAUUCACAUGAUCGCAAAGCUCUACAAACUUCAUUACUGGAGAAAGGUCGAGAUCGACGAGCUGCUUGGACGAUGGUCAGGGAAGUUUCCCAGAAACUCCACUUGCGUCAUCUGUAAACAAGAUCUAUGGGAGAUCUUCUUGCUCACCACUGUCCUCGCAAUGAUCACGUACGGCACAAAACACGUGGACAAGGAAACGGCUUCUGACACUUCUUCCGAGGGCGACGACGGAGGCGAUGACGACGUGGACGAGGACGAGGACAUGAGGACCAGUGACAAUGACGAUGACGACGACCACGAGCGCGAUAAUCACCAAGAAGGCCAGAAUUCCGAUUCAGACGAGGACGAGGGUUGCAGCCUGAUGCAGCACAGCGUCGAUUCUCGCUUGCUCCCCCUUGACGAUUCCGAAGAGCCGCCGCGCGCACCCACCGACGGACUCCAGCUUGGCCAGCGCCUGUUGAGGAACUACGGCCCAAACCAGUACGUCUUGCGCAUCGUCUCGAUGGACACGUUCGGCGGCGCCGAGCUGAGCAACCCGCAGUUGAAGGUGUGCCCGCGCUGUGGGUUUCGAUUCGACGGCAAGGAUCUCGUGCCUGGCACGCGGGCGCACGACAUCCUCGAGCACGCUGUCAUGAUCGCGAGGCAGCAGAUCUCCAACCUGCAGGAGGUGAUCGACCUGCCGACGUCCUAA
Messenger RNA from Sporisorium graminicola, 1467 nucleotides. RefSeq lists its product as uncharacterized. The record is from RefSeq and is a predicted model, not a curated record. The transcript is spliced from 3 exons. The coding region runs from base 1 to 1467 and encodes 488 amino acids. Lineage: Eukaryota; Fungi; Basidiomycota; Ustilaginomycetes; Ustilaginales; Ustilaginaceae.